Molecule: messenger RNA, 1557 nt
Organism: Gryllus bimaculatus (two-spotted cricket)
Lineage: Eukaryota; Metazoa; Arthropoda; Insecta; Orthoptera; Gryllidae
Source: the annotation of a GenBank genome assembly
AUGUCACGUACAAAUUUUACGUCUUUACCCGAAUCAGAGUUCCAGAUGCUUAAAAGCCUCCAGACACUUACAAUCGACGGGGUUCCGUUUCUUAAGAUACCUACCACUGCGUUAACGGCGCUCCCUUCUCUCAAGCAUCUCGAUCUCUCCGAGUGCAAUCUGCAGGAACCGCCAUGGGAUACUCUUAAGCUGUUACGACCACUAACGUCUCUCAGGUUAGCCACAUUCAAAUUCACGGGGCUCCCGGACAGAGCGUUUGACCACCAUAAAAACCUCACCAGUCUCGACUUGAGUGGAAACGAAAUUUUUGAGUUGCCUCCAGGGGUCUUCUGGAACCUAAGGCAGCUAGUCAAUCUCUCCCUUAGUGAUUGCUCGCUAGAGACUGUGUCAGCAACUGAUCUUGCUAACCUCACUCUAUUGAGAAAGCUGGACUUAUCAUCCAAUAAAUUGAAGACCAUCGAAUCAAAUUCAUUUAUAUACCUUAACAGACUACGAGAACUUUAUCUUACAAACAAUACUAUUUCCAAUCUUCCUGCAGAUGCAUUCAAAGGAUUGACUCGGUUGGAACACCUUGACUUAGGCAUGAAUAAUGUAUCUUCUAUUCCGAGCAACUUGUUCUCCCAUUUAUCGAAUCUCACUACUCUCCUUUUAUACGGCAAUCCAUUGCAUACUUUGGAAGGUGAUCAGCCGGGAUCAUUUAUUAUUAGAGGGCUUUCGAAACUAGAGACGCUUAAUCUACAAGGUAUCCAUUUAAAGGAUUUACACUCGGAUAUGUUCCGCGGAAUGAUACAUCUGGAAAACUUGCUUCUUGGGUUCAACAAUAUAUCGUCAAUACCAGAAGAUACUUUCACUGGGUUGAAUUCCCUGAAAACAAUUUUUUUAUGCAACAACUUGUUGGAAGAGUUACCCGAUAAUCUUCUUAAGGGACUGCAUAAUUUGACAGAUCUAGUUGUGCAUCAUAACCGAAUCAAAUCUCUUAGUAAUGCCUUGUUAAGAGGUGCACCAUCCCUUCGAGUUCUCCAUUCAUCUGAAAAUGAGAUAAACAAAAUUCCAGAAGACUUAUUUACAGGUCUCCAUCAAGUGGUCAUGAUUUUUCUGGACGGAAACGGAAUUUCAGAAUUACCAUCUAAAACAUUCGCUAAUCUCCCGCUUCUCGAGUUGGUUUAUCUGAAAGGAAACAACUUGACGAAAUGGGAAUGGGUGUACGAGACCAAGCAAUGGCCGAAACUGGAGGAAGUGAAUCUGAAGGACAACCGUAUCAACGACGUGAGCGAGAACGUGCUUCGCUCGUGGCUGCAGCCGUCCAGGGCGAGGCGCUGGCUCUGGAUGCCCGACAGCCGACUGAACCCAGCGGCGCUACGCUGGGUUACGGAGGACGCCGCCGUGGCAAAGAGCACGCUGCGAGACUGCCGAUGCGGGUCGUUGUACGCCGGCGAAGCCCGCAUCUCCAUGUGCGUGGACAUGCCAUGCCCCGGUGACGCCGACGCCACCCCGGACGACCCAGCCGACUGGAGGGAGGCGGCGGAAAAACGGUGGAGCCGCCCAACCAAGUCCUAA